This is a messenger RNA of Helianthus annuus (common sunflower), 653 nucleotides long. RefSeq lists its product as uncharacterized. NCBI's taxonomy places the organism in Eukaryota, Viridiplantae, Streptophyta, Magnoliopsida, Asterales, Asteraceae. The transcript is spliced from 3 exons. The record is from RefSeq and is a predicted model, not a curated record. Bases 6 to 653 code for a protein of 215 amino acids.
UGUAUAUGCCUGGUAGCAACAAAAAGAAAGAAACAGGUAAACAAGGUGAUUCAUCAUCAUCCCGACAUGAAUUGAACCAUGUUCUGACUCCUAAAUCUGAACUUGAGCACAGGCCAGAGUUCGUCUUAAUGAGAUGCGUCAGUUGCAUCUUUUAUGUCAUGGUUGGUGAGGGUAACCCAAAGUGCCCUAACUGUCAUAGGAGUGAUGUUUUGCUUGCUGCGCUCCCUAGGGAUAUACCGAUGCCUCAAGAAAAUAAAGACUCAUCAAAGAAGCGUAAACUCAACAAGUUUGAAAUGGUCUCAUUGAACCGCCAUGUCAUCAAUGAACAAAGUCUCAAGAGUGUGUAUGUGGCUGGUAACAACAAAAAGAAAGCAACAGACAAACAAGGUGAUUCCCAACAUGAAUUGAACCAUGUUCUGACCCCUAAAUCUGAACUUGAGCACGAGCCAGAGUUUAUCUUAAUGAGAUGUAUCAAUUGCAUCUUUUAUGUCAUGGUUCGUGAGGGUAACCCUAAGUGCCCUAACUGUCAUAAGAGUGAUGUUCUGCUUGAUGCGCUCCCUAGGGAUCUACUGAAGCCUCAAGAAAAUAAGGACUCAUCAAAGAAGCGUAACCUCAACAAGGUAUAUGGUGAUUUUGGGGGGAAUCCAUUCUAA